Molecule: messenger RNA, 519 nt
Organism: Truncatella angustata
Lineage: Eukaryota; Fungi; Ascomycota; Sordariomycetes; Amphisphaeriales; Sporocadaceae
Exons: 2
Coding region: 1-519 (172 amino acids)
Source: RefSeq, a predicted model, not a curated record
AUGUAUUUCACCAAGAUUGCUGUCGUCCUCUCUAUGGCCGCUUCGGCCUUGGCUGCACCAACCGGCAUCGUCGGCCCUCAGAAGCGUGCUUUGACUUUCCAAACCUACGACAAGUUCCAGAUCAGUGAUGGCACGGCUGGCAACGCCCUUGCGGAAGCCCAGGCUGCCUUUCCUGUUGACUCUGACCUUGCCAAUGUGUCUGCCGCAGAUUUGGCCAUCAUUAAAGCCGCUCGUGAGACCGCUGAGGCCGCUGAGACUGAUGGUUUCAACGCUGCUGUGAAAGCGGCCAGCGGCGAUGCUGCUACUGCACUGCAAAACGGCAAGAUCAAGAACAAGGUUUUGAAGUUGUAUUUGGAGACCACUGCGCUCCAGAUCGAGCAGGCUCAAGGAGACGACACCCAGACCCAGAUCGACGCUGAGCAGAAGAAGCUGGACAACAACAUUGCCUUGGACAAGAAGGCGGCCGGCCAGGCUAGCCAGAGUGUCAGCUUCACUGACGAUGUGCAACCUGACAACUAG